AUGUAUUCCGAUUUGGAAAGUGACUACAUCAACCCAAUCGAAUUGUGCCACAAAUUGAACCCAUGGUUCAUUCCAGAGGCCGGCUUGCAUGGAUUCUUGACCAUUCUCUUUUUGGUGAAUGGCUACUGGUUUGUGUUUUUGUUGAACUUGCCUGUUUUGGCGUUCAAUGUCAACAAGUUUAUCAACAAGAACCACUUGUUGGAUGCCACUGAGAUCUUCAGAACCUUGUCCAAGCACAAGAAGGAAAGUUUCCUCAAGUUGGGUUUCCACUUGUUGAUGUUCUUCUUCUACUUGUACAGAAUGAUCAUGGCUUUAGUUGGAGAUGAGUAA
This is a messenger RNA of Clavispora lusitaniae ATCC 42720, 330 nucleotides long. It is a transcript of the gene ERV14, whose product is annotated as cornichon family protein. The record is from RefSeq and is a predicted model, not a curated record. Gene Ontology annotation, biological process: endoplasmic reticulum to Golgi vesicle-mediated transport. Gene Ontology annotation, cellular component: COPII-coated ER to Golgi transport vesicle; endoplasmic reticulum membrane. Lineage: Eukaryota; Fungi; Ascomycota; Pichiomycetes; Serinales; Metschnikowiaceae.